Molecule: messenger RNA, 675 nt
Organism: Ostrea edulis (European flat oyster)
Lineage: Eukaryota; Metazoa; Mollusca; Bivalvia; Ostreida; Ostreidae
Product: multiple epidermal growth factor-like domains protein 10
Exons: 4
Coding region: 1-675 (224 amino acids)
Molecular function (GO): scavenger receptor activity
Source: RefSeq, a predicted model, not a curated record
AUGUUUGGACUUCUUGUGUUUGCUUUAGGUUGUAAAAAGACAGGCGUUUAUGGAAGUAGUUGUAACAUAACAUGUCCUCGCAAUUGUAAAGAUCAGAUAUGUAACAUCGCACAUGGAGCGUGUUUUGAAUGUUUACCUGGAUGGAUGGGAACACUUUGUGAAAAUAGAUGUUCUUUGGGGUCGUACGGUGACAGAUGUAAAUCCAAGUGUGAUGGACAUUGCCUCGAAAAUUCUCCGUGUAAUCACAUUAGCGGUCGUUGUGACAGAGGUUGUGCUGCUGGUUGGAUGGGAAAGCAAUGCAAUUUACAGUGCAGAAAUGGAACAUAUGGCCCAGGCUGUGUCCACAACUGUAGUGGACACUGUCUAGAUGACGUCAUCUGCAACAGAGAGAAUGGACAUUGUGACAAGGGAUGUAGUCCCGGGUACACAGAAGAUCAUUGUGAUCAACCCUGUCGUCCAGGGUUCUUUGGUAAUCAUUGCAAUGAGCGUUGUAAUAGUCAAUGUUUAGCUAUCAAACAUUGUCGUAACACGGACGGAACAUGUAUCGACGGAUGUAGAGAUGGAUAUAUUGGGGAAAGGUGUGACAAAUGUAAGAAAUUUACAUAUUUAUAUUUCAUGAAAUUUGUGCCCAGUGAUUUGCAUUUUAAGGCUAUAUACUGUGUUGUAUACAUAUAA